AUGAGUCUCAACAUGGGCGCGCACCCGACUCCAAACCCUCCCAAACCCACCAAGAUAUCCCGUCUCAAGACCUUCCUCGACCAGCUCGACCCGCACCCCUGGGACUUUGACUUUGACGAGCCGGGUUUCCAGCCCCGUCCGUUCUUUGCCCGGCGCGCGACCUUCAGCGGGCCUCCAUCCCUGCCCAACCCCGUCCCCGAGGCCAUUGAAUGCAAGGGGGUCGCCAAGACGAAUGACAAGGUGACGGAACCGACAUCGCCGUAA
This is a messenger RNA of Apiotrichum porosum, 264 nucleotides long. RefSeq lists its product as uncharacterized. Lineage: Eukaryota; Fungi; Basidiomycota; Tremellomycetes; Trichosporonales; Trichosporonaceae. The transcript has 3 exons. The coding region runs from base 1 to 264 and encodes 87 amino acids. The record is from RefSeq and is a predicted model, not a curated record.